Molecule: messenger RNA, 1542 nt
Organism: Punica granatum (pomegranate)
Lineage: Eukaryota; Viridiplantae; Streptophyta; Magnoliopsida; Myrtales; Lythraceae
Source: RefSeq, a predicted model, not a curated record
AUGCACCCAGAAUAUUUCAUUGAUUGGUUGGCUACCGUUGAACGAGUCUUCGACUUCAAGAACAUUUUCGAAGAAAAGAAGGUGAAGUUAGUCGCCAUCAAAUUGAAAAAACAUGCUUCAAUUUGGUGGGAGAACUUGAAGAGGCGUCGAGAACGUGAAGGAAAACGGAGGAUUGUGACGUGGAAAAAGAUGAAACCGGAGCUCAAGAAGAAAUUUCUUCCCGUAAGCUACAAGCAAGAUAUUUUCUCUCGGCUCUACAACUUCAAGCAAGAGGAGUUGACCGUAGAGGAAUACACCGCGGAGUUUGAGCAUCUCAUGAUGAAGUGCGAUCUCGUGAAGCCCGAGGAACAAACCAUUGCUCGGUACCUUGGCGGUCUUCGAUCCGAGAUUCGUAACGUGGUCCAAUUGCAACCUUAUUGGACUUUCGAGGAUGUUUGCAAGCUGGCCGUUCGUGUGGAGAAGCAAUCUAAGGAGAAGAGUACUCAUAAGACCUUGGGAAGAGACAGGGUCUCUAACUGGGGGAGUGCUCCGACUCCGAAGUCAUCAUCGACUGGUAAGGCUUCUUCUUCCAAGGCUAUACCCGCACAAGGUGGCACUUCUCGCAACACUUCAAGCACGAUAUCAAAACAAUGCUUUAAGUGUCGAGGAUUUGGUCACAUCGCUUCCGAGUGCCCGAAUCAGAAGAUCAUUUCCUUAGUGGAGGAAGCUAAUGAUGAGCCGGUGUACGACACUUACGACGACGAGGAGAAUGAGGUUGAGCAAGAAGAGGUCACUUAUGGUGAUCAAGGGAAGGCUCUCGUCGUUCAACGCAUCUUGAAGUCCGCACAUGUUGAGGAUGAUAAGUGGUUGCAGCAUAACAUCUUCCACACCCAAUGCACUUCCCAUGGCAAAGUGUGCACGGUCAUUAUCGAUAGUGGGAGUUGUGAGAAUGUCAUUUCCACUACCAUGGUGGAAAAGUUGCACCUCAAGGUGGAGCCUCAUCCGGAUCCGUACAAGCUCUCUUGGCUCAAGAAAGAUAACGACGUUCAUGUCAAUAAACGUUGCUUGGUGCAAUUCUCUAUUGGCACGCAUUAUAAGGAUGAGAUUAUGUGCGAUGUGGUUCCCAUGAAUGCGUGUCAUUUACUUCUUGGACAGCCGUGGUUAUAUGAUCGAAGGGUGAUUUAUGAUGGCUUUAAGAACACCUACUCCUUUGUUAAGGAAGGUGUCAAGAUUAUUCUAGCACCUUGUAGAAUGGAGGACAAGUCUAAGGCCGUCACAGGAGAAGGAAGUUCUUAUCUUUCCAAAUCUCAAUUUCUCCAAGUCUUGGAUCGUUCUUCGAAGGCUUCUGCACUCAUGCUCUUGGAGGAGAAUGAAGAACUAGGGGAUAUUCCACCCGUAGUGAAGUCUUUGCUUGAAAAAUUUCGAAAUGUGGUGCCCGAUGAGAUUCCGUCGGGACUUCCUCCCAUGCGGGAUAUCCAACAUCAUAUUGAUUUGGUGCCCGGGGCUGCUAUCCCAAGUAAGGCAGCAUAUCGAAUGAGUCCAAAGGAACAUGAGGAGCUUUAA